Botrytis byssoidea is the source of this 1170-nucleotide messenger RNA. RefSeq lists its product as uncharacterized. Gene Ontology annotation, biological process: regulation of cyclin-dependent protein serine/threonine kinase activity. Lineage: Eukaryota; Fungi; Ascomycota; Leotiomycetes; Helotiales; Sclerotiniaceae. Gene Ontology annotation, cellular component: nucleus; cyclin-dependent protein kinase holoenzyme complex. Gene Ontology annotation, molecular function: cyclin-dependent protein serine/threonine kinase regulator activity; protein kinase binding. The transcript has a single exon. The coding region runs from base 1 to 1170 and encodes 389 amino acids. The record is from RefSeq and is a predicted model, not a curated record.
AUGUCGCUCAACUCAAACGUUCCUAGAACCUCUAAUGAGGUGGCUUUAGGCCAUUUUGUUUUCCAAACAGUUUCUCAAGAUAUGAUCAACUACCUUGCUCAAAAGGCGAGAGAAGUUAUUCAGUGCGAACCCACACAAAUCUCCUCAAGUCAAGGUCCCUCACCGCCUCGAACUCCCCCUCAAGAGAAAAGAUCAGCAUCAGAUUUACCGUCAUUAGAGAGAUUCAUUACUUCUUUGAUAAAGAGAUCCAACGUUCAAGUACCUACACUCAUGACCAGCUUGGUAUACCUGGCUAGACUGAAGAAGAGACUGCCACCAGUUGCAAAGGGUUUAAGAUGUACAGUUCACAGAAUUUUCCUUGCAACGUUGAUCUUAUCAGCCAAGUUUCUUAACGACUCAUCACCAAAGAACAAGCACUGGGCUGAAUACUCGAAUGUCCGUGGUUUUCCAGAAUUUUCAUUCACCAGGACAGAAGUCAACCUCAUGGAGAAGCAGUUACUUCAGCUACUCAACUGGGAUUUGAUUGUCAGCUCUGAUGACCUCUAUAGUCAUUUGGAGCCUUUCCUCACACCAAUCCGAUUUGACUUGGAUCGAAAGCAAGAACAAUACCGCAUUCGCGAAGCACGUCUACAAGCUCAACGAGAACAAGAAGCCCUCGCAAUGCAAAACAUGUCCUUUGAUCCAGCCGGAAGAUACUGGAUUCCAACAACCGAAGAAAAGUAUAUGCCAUACUACGGCGAACAACAAUCCCUUUUCACUGCCGAAGACCCAUACAACCACUACUCACCACCAUCCUCAUCCGAGAUUCCCGGUCUUACUCGAAGCGGUACCGCUGAUACUAUCGACGCCAUGUCCUCUUCCGCCUCAUCUUACAUUUCCGAAUUAUCUCGCUCGGGUACACCUCUAUCAUCUGUCAGCAGCUACCUUGACGAGAACGAUGCCAUGCAAUGCGAUACCUACUCCCCUUCAGGUGUUGCCCGUGAUAUUGUUACCGUCAAAGUUGCCGGUGCUGAUGGAAAGCUCAGACCUAUGCUUCCCUACGAAAUUGACAACAUGUCUCAUCCUGACAACAUGACAAUGGCAGAGGAAAAGCGUCGCGCGGCUAAGAAGUCAAAGGGCAACUUCUUAACACGAUACUUUGGUGGUCAAAAGAAUCUCUCCACUGUGUGA